Molecule: messenger RNA, 1431 nt
Organism: Cucurbitaria berberidis CBS 394.84
Lineage: Eukaryota; Fungi; Ascomycota; Dothideomycetes; Pleosporales; Cucurbitariaceae
Exons: 3
Coding region: 1-1431 (476 amino acids)
Source: RefSeq, a predicted model, not a curated record
AUGUCCAACCCAGCGGAGAGGGUUGUACCUAACAAGCGAUCGCGCUCGACUCCCACAGAAGCCGAAGCUCAGCAUGCAGAAUCUCGAUAUGCGAUCGACCUGACGGAGGUGACGCCUGCCGAUCACGACAACGAGUCGCAGAGUAAAGCAGCGAAGACAAUGCUGGAACAUCAGACAGGGAUUGAAGGGCACAAUGUACAAGAUAGUGUGCAAGAGCAUAGCGAUGAAGCGAACACGGCAAAUUCACGAAGGUCUUCGGCGUCGACUGAACUUUUGCAGAGCUACUGUAAAGCCCGGGCUGAAUUAGGAGGUGAUGUUGCAACUACCGCAGAAUACGACACAUAUAGUCAAGGUGAGGGCAGGACCACAGCAGAUGCUCACUAUGGUAUCACACCUAUGACAUGUGGCAACCUGGCUUCGACAUCUCCAGGCACAGCGAAUUCUCAACCUGAGGGAGCGCUUCAGAAGCAAUCGAAUUUAGCUUCUCAGCAGUCUCAAUGGGAAGACACGGAAUCCGACGGGAGCGAUGGCGGAAUUCCCCUUACUCAACCUUCCAGCCCAGGUAUAUCGUAUGAUGCUCUUCCUGAAUCUCACAAUGGACAAGCCACGACUCCUGAAGUCGCGAUCUCUCCGGCUCAGAAUCCUGAAGCGCUCCAGAACGUACUAUAUUCUUCACUCCUGCAGCGCUUCCCGGAAAUUAUAGAUUCUGACGAGAGUGACGGUGGCAUUCCACUUCCUCUGCCUUCCAGCUCAGAUAUAUCAUCUCAGCCAGAAACUCUCUCAGAAGCAGAUUCAGACGACAAUACCGCACCUCAGUCAGAGGCAUAUUCAGAUGACACUGAGCCAUCUUUCUUAUCGCAAGAAGACUUCUAUCUGCAGCCGCAGCCCCCACCGAUCCCUUCUCCGUCGGAACCUCUCUCAGAAGCGGGUUCAGACCACAACACUGCACCUCUCUCAGAAGCCGAUUCAGACGACAAUUCCGCACCUUGGUCAGAAGCCGAUUCAGAUGACACUGAGCCAUCUUUCUUAUCACAAGAAGAUUUCUAUCUGCAGCCUCAGCCACCACCGAUCCCUUCUCCGCCAGUAUUUUCCCCCUUUGAAAGCGCGGACGAACCAAUUCAGCCAUCCACCUCAGCACCUCGACCUUCGAAUCACGGCCCAAGAUUCUCACCCGGUAGAAAUUCCGUCGUGGCAAUUGCAAUUCCUCCUCCCGUAGGCCACUCGGAAUGCUGCCAACAAGCAGGCUGGAACGUGCUACAAAACAUCAAUCACCGGCUAUACCGUAUGGGUAUAAGUCUGUUCUUCAAAGAUCAGCCGUUGAGCGGCUCGGCGUGCGAACGUUGUCGGUUGCUGGCACGGCCGUGCAAUCAGAGCUUUGGGUUGCCGUGUGUGGGAAGGAUUAGUUGGAUCGCGGGGAAGCCGGCUUUGUGA